AUGAUUUCUGCCCGAGAGAGCUAUAUCAACCAAACAGUUGCUGUGAUCACUUCUGGUGAGAAAAUGAUUGCGGGAACAUUGAAAGGUUUUGACCAGACCAUUAAUUUAAUUUUGCAUGAAAGCCGUGAACGAGUGUUCAGCUCUUCACAAGGAGUGGAACAAGUGGUACUAGGGUUGUACACGGUAAGAGGUGACAACGUUGCCGUGAUUGGAGAAAUUAAUGAAGAAACAGUCUGCCUUGGUUUGGGGAAUAUUUGA
Sorex araneus (European shrew) is the source of this 258-nucleotide messenger RNA. Its product is annotated as U6 snRNA-associated Sm-like protein LSm8. The transcript has a single exon. The record is from RefSeq and is a predicted model, not a curated record. Gene Ontology annotation, cellular component: precatalytic spliceosome; U6 snRNP; U4/U6 x U5 tri-snRNP complex. Bases 1 to 258 code for a protein of 85 amino acids. NCBI's taxonomy places the organism in Eukaryota, Metazoa, Chordata, Mammalia, Eulipotyphla, Soricidae. Gene Ontology annotation, biological process: mRNA splicing, via spliceosome. Gene Ontology annotation, molecular function: RNA binding.